AUGGCUCCUGAUAACUUGGACCCCUACUUGCAGUUUCCUGACGGAAACGAUCUAGGAGACUUUGGAGACGAGGAUUUUCUCCAACUCCUCGCAGGCAACGAAGUUGGACCGAUCCCACCCAACAACGAUGACUUCGGUGUGAACUUGAACCCCGUGGACAACCAGCCCAUGCCCAACCCGAUGGGCGGAGAAGUCGCACAGUUGCCAUUGAACGAAGUCGUUGGAGACGCCCCGAUGAACGAAGCUGCCGGACAGAUCCCAGUCGACGGGGAAUUUGCACCGCACCCAACUGAAACCAUCGUCCAAAUGGACAACGUCAUGGCCGGUGUUGUUGGAACAGAGCUGCAUGAUCCGUAUUGGAAAAUCCUCGACAGCAUCUAUUACUUCAUUCGGAAUCACAGAUGGGCAUCCAUUCCCAAUGUCCAGGGCAAAUUUCGUUCUCGCGCCUCAGUCCAAGCAUCCCAUCGAGCCGUCGGAGCCCCGCCGCCAUACGUCCCAGCCAACUGGGCCGCCUACGAGGCAAUGACAUCUGCCCCAGGAAACGAGGAUAUCGGACAGCUCUUCAGAAACCACCUUCUGUUUGCCUUUGACGCCUUCAGAUGGGCCGUGUUCAUGGAGAGAUUUGGUGCUCUGGAGGUCAGUUACGGCAACAUCGGGCAGACAAGACCAAUCAUUGCUACCCUCCACCCAAAGCUCGCCGUCCACGAGAAGCAAGGAAUUGACUGGGACGCUCACAAGCAAGAGCACGGCGACGUGGACCAGCAUUUUGAAGAGCUUUCGAUCAAGAACGAGCCCGAGUCCCUUGCGGCACAAGAGUGGAAGAGAAGGCAGAAGGCCUAUCAAGUUCGUACGAAGUACGGCUUCUCACAGGGCAGCUUUGCCGAUGCUCCGAGGACUCAGGAGCAAGAGCAGGAGGUCGUUAGCGAGCUGGUUGUCGCGAUGUUGAACGACCACGAUAUUGUCGACAAGGAACAGCACAAAGGUGGUAGAGAGAACCAUGUGCUGAAAGAGAAAAAGCACAUGUCGCUGUUGAAUGUAGAGUCCAGUGCUUGGGAGGCUCUGCGCGCCCUCCAGGACGUUUCACUGGGGAUGCCGAAUGCCGGCGUUUUCAGUCUGGAUUUUGUAUUCAAACCUUACGACAGCUUCGGGGCCCGUUUGGCGGACUUGAAGACGUUCUUUCAUUCCUCCAAAGCGGCGCUGACGAGUACAACAGAGAGCUCCAAGCUCACUCGUUUUGCCGGCAGACCUUCGGCUGAACUCAGUUCCAAACGUAUCAACAAGACUGGCGCUGAGAGAAAAGCGGCGGAUCUAACAAUUGCCAGUGAAGUCAGAAGGAACAUGGCAGCGGCAGCGCAGCCACAAAAUACCGCGUAUGAGGCCAGCGAGCAGGUGUGGGCAGAGGACUCCAUGUCCGAGCUGGACCACGAAGUGGACGCCGAGGAUGACCAAACUCUCUAUGGUAAUGAUGCCCAGGGUGGUGCGCUGGCCACGGUCGAUGAAGCCACUGUCGAUGACAACACGACGUAUCCUGGCCGUAUGCUGAGCAGGUAUAUUCGGCGGCCUUUCGUUUCCGGCGGCUUCGAAGCCAACUUGACUUCUCAUGGCAAGGCGGGUAUUGACUGGCAGGGCAAGAAGCAUGGAUCUGUUAGCAAGUGUAUCAUCGACCAGAGGGAAUUUCAUUAUCGUACACGGAAUGAUGACGUCGAGGUCAUCAGGAGGUUCGUUUGUCCAGAGCAGAGCAAGAAGCUACGUUCCAGGAGCGCCGAAAGCGGUAAGGGAUCCUCGAUGUUCAUGGUCUGGUGCCUGACGGACGAUGGACAGCCGCCUCGAGCACCCACACACAAGAGAUGUACCACAUCAUCAUGCUUCUUGUUCAUUUCCACCAUCACUCUUGACUUGUUUCAGCAGUCACUCACCUCUGGACUCACGUCAUCCUCUUCUCCUCGUUUUGGUCCCCGUAACCUAACUCUACCUCUUGCGCAACAUCCAUCCAUCCAUCCUCUGGCCGCUGUUCCUCCCGGUUCCGGCGCCCCAUCUCCCCCUACUUCUCGCCCUCUUCCUCUCCGCCGUACACGGCAAGCCAACAUCCGCACAACGAAACGCAACGGCGGCGAUCAGGGGUCGAGACAUCCUCGGAAUGUACGAACCACGACUUGGCCCUCUGAGUCUCGGUCUUUCUCUGGCCGCGCUACUGCGCCAGUCGAGAGAAGAACCACCGGAUGGUGGUUCUGGGGUAUCCUCAUAAUCGCCGUCGUUCGUCGCCGUGAAGAGAGCGAAGUUAAGCGUCCGUGGUGGGGGUCAACACUGGACAACCUGGAUCAAGUUUGA
Molecule: messenger RNA, 2328 nt
Organism: Neurospora hispaniola
Lineage: Eukaryota; Fungi; Ascomycota; Sordariomycetes; Sordariales; Sordariaceae
Exons: 13
Coding region: 1-2328 (775 amino acids)
Source: RefSeq, a predicted model, not a curated record